Plodia interpunctella (Indianmeal moth) is the source of this 2832-nucleotide messenger RNA. RefSeq lists its product as uncharacterized. The transcript is spliced from 4 exons. The record is from RefSeq and is a predicted model, not a curated record. NCBI's taxonomy places the organism in Eukaryota, Metazoa, Arthropoda, Insecta, Lepidoptera, Pyralidae. The coding region runs from base 275 to 1033 and encodes 252 amino acids.
GACGCGGUUGCUACGCUGUAGCCGCGCCCGCUACGAGGCUACGACACGCGCGCUUCAAUGGACACGUGUGUAGACACUACUUAAAAUAAUUUAUAAUAGACAAAAGUAAAUUUUGAAAAUAUUAUUUUGUUAGUGUAUAGAGUAGUAUUCGCAUAAGUAUAUAAUUAGGUUGGUUGUGCAUUUUUAGUUGGAUAAAGAUCUCUGAAACAUUUAUAUUAUAAUUUGACAAUCUAGUAAUAUAAAACAGUGCAAUAGAACAGUGCACAAAAUCACAAUGUAUUCUCCGAUGUGGUUCCUGACGUUAGUGAGUCUUCUGAUGAUGGAUUUUAGAACUGGAGCAAUUCAACAAAAAGAUGAACCGCGGCGUUGCUAUUUGUGUGUUGCCAGCAACACAACUUCCUGCGACCAGCCGAGCAGCGUGACUACUGUCGAGUGCGCCGGACCCUGCGCCACAGUCGCCGUCGCGCCCAACUUCACCUCGUCGCUGCAGUGCGCCGCCGCGGCCGCGCGCGCCCCCUGCUCGCUAAACUAUUCAGGAGCGCUCCAGCUGACCUGCCUCUGCGACGGGCACCUCUGCAACGCCCCCCUGCCGACCCAACUAACAAACGACCUACUAAAUUUCUCCGCCAACCUCCCCAACAAAACUGCUGACCUCACGCAAACUUUCUUCGAAAUUUACUCCUCUGCUAACCUCACCGACGAACUUUUUAAACCUACUACUAAGACGCCUUUGAAUAUCACUGCAGUUACUACAGUCAGUACAACUACUGUUACUGCUAAGACGACUGUAGGACAUAAUGAGAACGAGAUGGCUCCUCGAGCUGAACCACUAAAGCAAGCUACGGCCCCGUCUGAUGAUGAUGAGGAUGAAAGUGAAGGCAGCGGUGCGUACGAGGAGACGCGUUCCCAGAGACACCCGGCCUCCGCACCCGCUGCACCAAGCUCUUUCCUUCCUGCAAAUGAAAACAAAUCACCGCCUCUUUUCACACAUCUAUUCUUAACAACACCUUUUAUCAUGUACGUCAUAGUGUAGAUAUCCCAAUAGACAAUUUUAGAUAAACAUAUAAUUAAGUAUCUACAAUAAAAUACAAUGUUAAAACAUAAAGUAAGUACCCCAGAGAAUUUAAACUAAUGGUAGUGUUUACCUAUCGGGAACAAAUAACAACUUUUGUAAUUCUAUUAAACUUAGGUAUCAUUAGUGUUUUCCAAAUCUAUGUAAAACAUAGUUGUAUAGAAAGUCUUACAGAAAGUUUAAUUAAAGUGAACUGAGAUAAAUCCAAUAAAUUAAAUUAUGUAGGUAAACUUUCUUUUUUGAAGUAUUAUUUUAGAUUUAGCAAUACCAAAAAAUAAUGUGACGUGAGCGAGCAUAUGACUGCAUCUCGUUAUUUUCGUGCACAAAGAUGUUUCAUAAUCACAGAAAUGUGUCGGCAGGUGGCAUUGUACAAUAUUCACACAAUGCCGGCUAGAGGAUCAGCGUCACGUGUGGAAAUGGAAAGACGCCUUUUGCUUUGUGUCCGCCGCGCCAACACAAACGUUCCCACAUCAUAAAUGUACCGAGCGCUUCGGGUUAAGGCUACAUCUCGUCUCGGUGAAAGACAGGGAUUUGGACUGACGUACAAUGGUUCUUAGGCUGCGGUCACGAAAUAAGCGAAGGCAGAGACACGAUGGGGCGGAGAGUGUCAGAUAGAGCCCAGCCCCAUUGCUUUUUCCAUUUCCUUUCGCUACAUUGACUUGAGCUUCGUCGAUUGAUAACGCAGAACAAUGUUGUAACACGUCAAUAUCAAGACCUAUAUAAAACAACGGAAUACAUCGGAGCGUCAACACGUUGCGUCGGACAACGGAGCAAUGGGGUCGGGCUCUUACCGUACGUUUCGUAGCAAUACUUUUAGUGUAGAAGACUGCGUUGAAUCGUCGAUCUUCUCCUUAUAGUCGCAUUCCUCGCAUGGCCAUUAUAUGGAAUGUAACACACACAUCGACUUUCUGGGCAAUAUUUCUUGAGUCGUUUGCUAUUGUCUUCUCCAUAUCACACACUGCUAAUAAAUAUCAACCAGAGUGUAAUUUGAAAUAGACCGGUCACCGUUCAGUUCAGUAAAAUUUUUGCAUCUUUUCAACAUAGAUGAGCUUAACUUCAGACGAUUGCACGGAUUGUGAUAAUAAUACCUACGUGCCAAAUGAGACGUUGUAAAUAUAUGUUUCCUCAAUUGCGUAAUGUUAUUACCUAUAUUAUAAAGUAGGUAGGUGAAACACAUGAUAAAACCCUGAAUUGAAGUUAGUAAUUAUAUUCUAAAUCUUUGGUAAGUAGGUAAAGGUAUGACUGUUACGAAAACUUAUUCUGUAUGAGUUGAAAAGACCAACUAAAAUUUUUCAUUAUAAAAUUCAUUCUUAACGACUGCACAUUUGUUUCAUGAGAAAAAGCACAUAAGAAUAUAUAUUAUUAUUUUAUAUUGCACUAGUAGCUAGGCACCUGUAGAUAGAUACAUUUUUAAAGUAAUGCUCAAACCUUCUGCAUCAAAUUGUAGUGUAGUACGUAGCAUAAUGUGGCGUAAGUAAUAUUAUUGUAAUAAAGUAUUAAUAAAGAGUCCCAUUUUCACAUGACGACCCUGCCGGGAUAAAAUAGAAGUUCUAUGUAUACAUAUGGUUUUGCUACAUAUUACACUACAAAUUAAGUAUUUUUAAAAUAAAAUAAAAUACGUAGAACGUCAACAGAAUUAGUUUGAAUUCACUCGUAGGUAUUUCUAGUAGACAUAUAGUCAAUUAUGUACGUAAUUCUGAGUGUGGAGAUGGAUUCAUUGUUUGGAGGGAAUGUUGUUGUGAUCAUCAAUUAAAUAUAUU